This is a messenger RNA of Echinops telfairi (small Madagascar hedgehog), 372 nucleotides long. Its product is annotated as germinal center-associated signaling and motility-like protein. The transcript has a single exon. NCBI's taxonomy places the organism in Eukaryota, Metazoa, Chordata, Mammalia, Afrosoricida, Tenrecidae. Gene Ontology annotation, biological process: regulation of B cell receptor signaling pathway; regulation of lymphocyte migration. The coding region runs from base 1 to 372 and encodes 123 amino acids. The record is from RefSeq and is a predicted model, not a curated record.
AUGCAAGACUAUGGACAGGGACUAUGCAAGAAUUCCAUUUAUGAACAUACAAAAAAGGAAGGGUUGGGCACUGAGUUCAACAUUAAUGAAUGGAUGAUUCUUAUUGUUGAUUUCUUUUCUCUUUUUAUUUUCAUACUUGAGGAUGACAAUGGUUCUGAAGACAUUUGCUACACCAUCGUUAAUCAUGCUCACUAUAGAAGAUCCUCCAGGAACUCCAAUGAUGAUGCUUAUGAAAACAUUGAUUCCCACACGAAGAGAGUGAAACAAUUUAGAGAUGGGUCAGAAACAGAAUAUGCCCUUCUCAGGACAACUGUAGCUGCUAGACCUUCUUGCACCCAUGAACCUGAUUAUGAACUUGUUCUGCCUUAUUAG